AUGAAUCUUCUCAUCUUCGGAGACCAGACUGCCGACCAGUACCCGCUCUUGCGGAAGGCAGCAACAUGGAAGAACAAUUCCGCCCUCACAACUUUUCUGGACAGAAUCAGCGUUGUCAUCCGCGACGAAGUCCAGGCACUACCACGGGCACAGCGAGACCAAAUCCCCGACUUUUUGACCACAUGGGAUCUCGCCGAGACAUACUACAGCAAGGGAGUGAAAAUCCCACAGCUUGAAAGCACCAUGGUUACUAUUGCACAACUGGCACAUUACAUUGGACACUAUUCUGAAAACCCUUCGGAGCUACCAACUCCUGCAAACACAAGAGUCCUCGGCCUUUGCACUGGCCUAAUCGCAGGAUCUGUUGUCGCAUCGGCAAGAUCACUUAGUGAGCUUCUGCCGCUCGCUACCGAGGCUGUCAGAAUCGCAUUUCGCGUAGGCACCUGUGUUGGGGCUGCUAAAGAUGUUCUUGAGCAGGCCCGUAAUGCUCAGGAAAGCUGGUCGACCAUUGUAACCGGAAUAUCCGAGAGCGCCGCCAAGAGUGCCCUUGCUGCGUUUCACGAAGAUCAGCGCAUACCUGUUUCGGCUCAGGCCUACGUUAGCGCUGUUAGCGUUAUGGCAUUGACAAUCAGUGGUCCACCAUCCACGACGAAACGCCUAUUUCUGGAAAGCGAUGCAUUCAAAGGAAACACCCGCGUACCCAUCCCCGUGUUUGCGCCAUACCAUGCUCCCCACAUUUACGCCCAGGCCGAUAUUGAGAGCAUUUUGGAUGGCCAGGCCGUACGGCAUCUGGAGCAAUUCCGCCCAGUCGCCCUCAUCCACUCAGCAACAAGCGGAAAAUGCCAUACUGCGACCAGCACGCUCGAGUUGAUGAGGAACGUGUUGAGCGAGAUCCUACUUCAGCCAGUGCGAUGGGACAACCUCCUUGGAGAAGUGGUCUCGCAGGUGACAGCCACCAGCAGUGCCGAGUGCACUGUGUCCGCUAUCGGUGUCACCAAUGUUGCCAAUAGUCUUGCUUCGGCUUUGAAGGCUGGCGGCCAGACCUCCAUCUCUGUUCGCGACCACAUCACAUGGGUUGCAAAGACCGCUGCCUCUGGUGGCCGCACUCAGAAUGACAAGAUUGCCAUUGUUGGCAUGUCAGGACGUUUCCCUGGUGCCGCGAACCCUGAAGCGCUUUGGGAGCUGCUUGAGAAGGGCCUUGACGUCCACCGCGAAGUUCCAGCCGACCGGUUCGAUGCAAAGGCUCAUUGCGACCCCACCGGCAAGGGCAAGAACAAGAGCCACACCCCAUUCGGCUGCUUUAUCGACGAGCCCGGUCUAUUCGAUCCCCGCUUCUUCAACAUGUCACCACGUGAGGCUGCUCAGACUGAUCCCAUGGGUCGUUUGGCCCUCACCACCGCUUACGAGGCUUUGGAGAUGUCCGGAUAUGUGCCCAACCGUACGCCCUCAACCAAGCUCAACCGUGUUGGUACUUUCUACGGCCAAACGUCAGAUGACUGGCGUGAAAUCAACGCUGCCGAGAACAUUGACACGUACUUCAUCACAGGUGGUGUGAGAGCUUUCGCCCCUGGCCGCAUCAACUACUACUUCAAGUUCUCCGGGCCGUCAUACAGUAUUGAUACUGCCUGCUCGUCAUCUCUUGCAGCCAUUCAGUUGGCUUGCACUUCUCUCUGGGCAGGAGACUGCGAUACUGCCUGCGCUGGUGGACUCAAUGUCCUAACCAACCCGGACAUUUUCUCUGGUCUCAGCAAGGGACAGUUCUUGUCCAAGACUGGUAGCUGUAAAACAUACGACAACGAUGCAGACGGUUACUGCCGCGGUGACGGUUGCGGCACUGUCGUCCUCAAGCGUUAUGAGGACGCCGUCGCGGACAAGGACGACAUCCUCGCCUGCAUUCUGGGCGCAGCUACCAACCACAGCGCCGAGGCUGUCUCAAUUACUCAUCCCCAUGCUGGCGCUCAGGAGUUCCUCUACAACAAAGUUCUCGCCAACGCAGGCGUUGACGCCCAUGACAUCCGAUAUGUUGAGAUGCACGGUACCGGUACCCAGGCCGGUGAUGGCAUUGAGAUGACCUCUGUCACCAACGCCUUCGCUCCUCGUCACCGUCAGCGUCGCCCGGAUCAGACUCUCCAUCUUGGUGCCAUUAAAGCCAACAUCGGACACGGCGAGGCUGCUUCUGGCAUCAACUCGCUCGUGAAGGUGUUGAUGAUGCUCAAGAAGAACGCCAUUCCUGCCAAUGUCGGUAUCAAGGGUGUCAUGAACAAGACCUUCCCCAAGGAUUUGCUUCAGCGCAAUGUUCACAUCGAGACCACGCAGGUUGACUUCCCUCGCAAUGGCGCUGAAAAGCGCAGGGUCUUCCUGAACAACUUUUCUGCUGCCGGUGGCAACACCGCCAUCAUUAUUGAGGAUGGCCCGCUGCGCGAGGCACCCAAGGCUGUGGAUCCUCGAACGAUGCAUAUGGUCACAGUCACCGCUAGGUCCAUCGCUUCGCUCAAGAGGAACAUCAGCAACCUCAUGCAGUACCUGACGGAGAACCCGAAGACCACUCUUCCCAGCUUGGCGUACACUACGACAGCUCGUCGUAUUCAGCACAACUACCGAAUCGCCUUCUGCGUUUCCGAUAUUGCAAAGGUGCAUGAUACCCUCCAAACUCAGCUGAAGGAUUCAUACAGCCCGCUUCCUAUGGUCCCAACCAAGACCGCGUUCACAUUCACUGGUCAAGGCUCUCAGUACACCGGACUUGGACAGAAGUUCUACGAGGAAUUGAGCUCCUUCAAAGCCGAUAUCGACCAGCUUGACAACGUUGCUCGUCUGCACUCUCUGCCAUCCAUCCUCCCCUUGCUCACCGGCACGGAUGUGGCUACCCUAUCACCCGUUGUCGUGCAGCUCGGCAUGGCUUGUAUCCAGGUCGCUCUUGCGCGCAUGUGGGCCUCUUGGGGCAUCAAACCUGUCGCUGUCAUCGGUCACAGUCUUGGCGAGUACGCUGCUCUGCAGGUUGCUGGCGUCAUCUCAGCCAGCGAUAUGGUUCUUUUGGUCGGUCGUCGUGCCGAGAUUUUGGAGCAAGAGUGUACUGCCAACUCCCACGGUAUGCUUGCUGUCAAGGGUAGUGCCGAGUCCAUCAAGGCGGCUCUUGGUAGCAAUAUGACCGAGAUUGCUUGCAUGAACGGUCCUGAAGAGACUGUCCUCUGCGGCACUGUCCAGAUCAUCGAAGCCACUAGCGAGCUCCUCUCCUCCAAGGGUUUCAAGGCCACCAAGUUGAACGUGCCCUUUGCCUUCCACUCGUCUCAGGUCGAGCCCAUCUUGGAGAAGUUCAAGGCUGCUAUUGCCUCUGUCGUCUUCAACAAGCCUGAGAUACCUGUUAUGUCUCCCCUCACUGGCGAGGUCAUUCGUGAAGCUGGCAUAAUCGGUCCUGACUACCUUGCUCGCCACGCCCGCGAGACUGUCAACUUCUGGACCGCGCUUGCUACUGGUAAGGAGGAGAAACUCUUCGACGACAAGACCACAUGGCUGGAAAUCGGUGCUCACCCUGUCUGCAGCGGUAUGGUGAAGUCUACUCUUGGCGGAUCUCCUUGCACCGCCGGCUCUCUCCGCCGCAACGAAGACCCAUGGAAGACCCUCUCUUCUAGCAUCACCACGCUCUUCCUUGCCGGUGUGUACUUCGACUUCAACGAAUACCACAGGCUGUUCAACGACGCUCACGAGCUGUACACAUUGCCCACAUACAGCUUUGACAACAAGAAGUACUGGCUCGACUACCACAACAACUGGACCCUCACCAAGGGUGAAGAAGUCCAGGUCGCUCAGCCCAAGGCAAUUGAGGCGGCCCCUGUGGAGCUCGUGUCCAAGCUCUCGACUACGUCUUGCCACAAGAUCGUGCAAGAGGAGUUGCACGCCAACUCCGGUACCAUCGUGGUUCAGUCGGAUCUGUCUGACCCGAAGCUUAAGGCUACCAUUUGCGGUCAUCAAGUGAACGGAACGCCGCUCACCCCUUCGUCGCUUUACGCAGACCAAGCAAUGACUGUAGCCGACUACCUUUACCAGCAAUUGCGCCCUAACAUGCCCACACCUGGUCUCAAUGUCUGCGCUAUGGAAGUCACAAAGCCUUUGAUUCCGCAGUACCCUGCACCCGCUGAUGGUCAGCACAUCCAGAUUGAGGCUACCGCUGAUCUCGAGACCAACCAAGUUCAACUUAAGUACCGAACUGUGACAGCUGAUGGUUCCAAGGUGCUUGCCGAACACGCAGUUGGUCUUGUGAAGUAUGAGGACGUCAACGCCUGGAAGGAAGAGUGGGGCCGUGUGCAGUACAUGGUUCAAAGCCAGAUCAACAUCCUGUCGCAGAAGCUUCAAACUGGCGAUGCCCACAAGAUUCUCCGUGGCAUGGCUUACAAGCUGUUCAAGGCUCUCGUCACAUACGCCGACAACUACCGCGGUAUGGAGGAGGUCAUCCUAGACGGCAAGCAGACCGAAGCAACCGCUCAGGUUCAGUUCCAGACUACAGCCGCCGAUGGAGAGUUCCUCUGCUCCCCAUACUGGAUCGACAGCUUGGCCCAUCUCUCCGGCUUCAUCGUCAACGCCUCUGAUCAUCUUGACUCAGACAACUCGGUCUACAUCUCGCACGGCUGGGGAUCCAUCAAGAUCUCUAAGCAGCUUUCGCCAGAGAAGAAGUACCGAUCGUACGUGCGCAUGCAGCCCGCACCCGGAAACAUCUCCGUGGGUGAUGUUUACAUCCUGGAAGGCGAGGAGAUUAUCGGUAUGGUCUUGGGUCUCAAGUUCCAGAACAUUCCUCGUCGCGCCCUCAACAUCAUGAUGCCUCCUGCUGGAGCCAAGACCAGUGCCGCCGCUAAGCCUAUCGCUAAGGCUGUUCCUAUGAAGGCUCUUCCUUCUUCGGCCCCCGUCAAGGCCGUGAAGCCCGCUCCCGUCAAAGUAUCAAAGCCUGCUCCCAAGGCGGCCAAGACUGUCAAGGCUGUCAAGGUCGUCAUCCCUGGCCUCGUUACAAAGGUCAUGACUAUGCUCGCCGAGGAAACUGAGGUUGACGUCUCAGAACUCGUUGAAGAGGCUGCAUUCGAGAACUUGGGUGUCGAUUCGCUACUUUCCCUCACCAUCUCGGCCAGGUUCCGCGAGGAACUCGACAUGGAGAUCCCUUCAUCUCUGUUCACCGACUGUGCCACAGUUGGAGAGUUGAAGAAGUUCUUCGCGCAGCUUGAUGGCGGUGCCGCUGUCAUUGCCGACGAUGUCUCCGAUACAGAGGAUGAGCCAUCUGACCCUUCCUCUCCCAUGGCUGCUAGCACUCCCGCCAGCUCUGCACCCAGCGAUUCUGGCAACGAUGUUGACAGCAAGAUUGUCUGCCAGGUUGUCGAUGGCGAGGCUAGUCUCGCCCGCAAGCUUGUUGCUGAGGAGAUGGGUGUUGAUGUCUCCGAGAUCACGGACGAGCUCGACCUUACCGACAUUGGUAUGGACUCGCUCAUGAGUCUGACUAUCCUCGGAUCCAUGCGUGAGCAGACUGGACGGGACCUUCCAGCAGACUUCCUCACCGUCAAUGUCACCAUCAAGGACAUCGAGACAGCUCUUGGUAUGCGCCCCCUGCCCGCAGCUAAGAUCAUGACCACAGCCAAGGCUGCCUCGAAGGUUCCCCAGCUUGCUGAGGUCAACAAGAAGCUCGCCAAGGUCGUUGAUGUUUCCAACCUGCCUCCGUCGACCUCGGUACUACUCCAGGGUAACCCCAAGAUCGCUACCAAGAAGUUCUACCUCAUUCCUGAUGGCUCUGGCAGCGCAACGUCCUACAUCUCCAUCCCCAACAUCUCUCGCGACAUGGCUGUGUACGGGCUCAACUGCCCCUUCAUGAAGUGCCCAGAGAAAUGGACUUGUGGUGUGGAGGGAGUCGCGCAGCUUUACCUUCAAGAGAUCAAGCGCCGCCAACCCACUGGACCUUACCUUGUCGGUGGAUGGUCUGCCGGUGGAGUCAUGGCCUAUGAGGUCGCCCGCUUGCUUGUCAACUCGGGCGAUAAGGUAGAGAACCUCGUUCUCAUCGACUCUCCCUGCCCCGUCGCUCUUGCCCCUCUUCCCGCCCGUCUCCACAUCUUCUUCGAUCAGAUAGGUCUCCUCGGUACAGGCAAGCCAGGCGGUACUCCCUCGUGGCUGUUGCCGCACUUUGCCUCUGCCAUCCAAAACCUCAAGGACUACGACCCGAUCCCCAUGGACCCCAAGAUUGCGCCACCCGUCCUUGCCAUCUGGUGCACAGACGGCGUGUGCCCCAACCCCAACGACCCUCGUCCUCCCCCAGGCGAGGGAGAGGACCCAGCUCCCAUGAAGUGGCUCCUCAACAACCGCACAGUAUUUGAUGACUGUGGUUGGGGACAACUCCUUCCCAAGGAGAACUUCGAGUACGCCGUAAUGGGCGGUAACCACUUCACGAUGAUGAAGGGUGAUCACGGUGCCACAUUAGGCAAGCUCAUCCAGAAGGGUCUCAACCUUUAA
Molecule: messenger RNA, 6474 nt
Organism: Dothidotthia symphoricarpi CBS 119687
Lineage: Eukaryota; Fungi; Ascomycota; Dothideomycetes; Pleosporales; Dothidotthiaceae
Product: polyketide synthase-like protein
Exons: 3
Coding region: 1-6474 (2157 amino acids)
Biological process (GO): fatty acid biosynthetic process
Molecular function (GO): phosphopantetheine binding; 3-oxoacyl-[acyl-carrier-protein] synthase activity; fatty acid synthase activity
Source: RefSeq, a predicted model, not a curated record